GCUUCACUUCGUGGUUCGAGGAAACGAAGAUGUGGGCGAACAAACCAGCCCUGCCUGCGCGCACCACGGAGCGGCUCGGAGCCAGAGCGAGGCUGUAGUCCCGGAGAGCAGGACCACCAUGUCUCCGUGGCGCGUCUCCAUCGUCCUCGUCCUGGGCUUGGUGUGGUAUUUCUCGGAGUGCGGCCGCUCGGUCACACAGUAUUUCCUGGGCUUCAUCUUCUGCCUUUCUUCCCCGCUGUUGUUUGGAAACAGCGGACGGGAGAGCGGAACUCAGACCGAGGAGGAGACGGAGGGAAACCUGGCCCAGGACUCUGCUGAUGGAGGCUUGUUGUUGGCUGGCAUGACUGAUGGCCAAACUCAGGCUGAACCCCUGGAGUCCCAGUAUCCACACGUCAAGAGGUCUCUGCAACAAGUGUUCGAGUGCGUCUACGCUCAGCUGGUCCUGCCUUGGUACGCUGUCCCCGAGCAAUGCGAGGACCAGCCUCUGCACCAGGUGCUCAGCAAGGAGUUUGACUUUGUAAUCGACCGCAUCAUUGAGAGAGCCGAGGACUUUGAUGUCUGCCAGGCGGUGGUGGGCUCCAUUCGGAUUUUGACUCAGCACUUGCAUAAUGCAAAGCAGUCUGACAGAGAGCUCUUGUUCGGCUCCAGAGCAGAGGAGAUCGCUGUUCUCAGAGAGCUCUCUGACGCUCUGGUACGUAACCUUUUCCCCAAGUCUCUCUGGGGCCAAGAAGUCAACCGCUGUGCCUUAAAUGAGAUCAUUGCUUUAAAGGGGUUGGGACUCCUGGUUACAUGGUUGUCCGACCCAGACAACCUGAACCAGCUGGUGGUGAGCCAGCUCGGCAGCGUGACCCCCAAAAGCUCUGCAGAGGAGCUGUGUGGGUCCGACCCGGAUCAAAGCUCCCUGGCUUCACAGGAGGGCGCGGCGGAGGGCGAAGGCGGCGAAGUGAACUUGAAGGGAGCUGAGAGUUCGACUGGAACCAGGAUCAAGGGCAAACGGAAAGGGAACAAGUUGAAGGAAGGUUGGUCAAAAUUUGUGGACAAGAUGAAGUCCAAAAAAGCAAAGAAGAAGAAAAUGAAGAAGAUGGAGCAGGCGCUGGUGAUGAGGAUCAUAUCGAUCCAGGGAGACGGGCCCAACGAGGAGGACGCCAGCAGCAGGGAGGGCUCGGUUCACACCCAGGAGGACUCUGACAGGGAGGACAGUGAUCUGGAGAACUACCUGACGAGCGUCCAGGAGGACAUGAUGGAAUUCAAGCUGUCGUACGAGAUGUGGCGGGUCGGCCGCUGGGCCGUCAGCAUCCCUCACGCCGACUGGGAGGAUGAGGAGCUAACCUUCACUCUUCACCUGGAGGAGAAGGACAGCCCGGAGAAUCUGCAGUGGGACAUCAAGAAAACCUACAUGGAUGUCAUAUAUUUCCGUAACAGAUGGCAGGACUCCACCAGUCUUCCUCUGAUCCCGGAGCUGAAGGCGUCGGAGGUCAGAGACGAGGCCAUCGAAUCAGCUCGAGUGUCGGUGGAGCAUUUCUUACAGGAAUUGGUUUCUGAUCAUUUGAUCGGUCACACUCAGCCAGUUUUUCAGUUCCUCUGUCCUCUCGACAAACUGUUGAAUGAGGAGGAACAUUACGGAGGCGUGUGGGGCCUUCUCAGUGGCUUGGCUUACUUCCUGACCCCUGGAUAUGAGGAAGAAGAGAGCUCCAGCCCUCAAACAGAGGCCCCGAAAGAAAACCUGAUCUCAUCCCUGCAUCCGGAAAGCUCUGCCGUGUCUUUAGAAAACCACAGUGCCUCUGCUGAGAAAGGCAGCGGCGAUGAUCGCGGCUCUUCUCUGCCGGCUAUUGUUAUCUCCCAGUGUGAGUCUAAUACAAAGCUGCAGGAAGCUGCAGAGACGGACCCGCUGCCCGACGUUAACUCAGACCCCUCCAGCGAAAACGGCUCCCAGGACAGAGCGGAGGACUCCGACAACCCCUUAACCUCCCACUUCAAAAUGAUCCUCCGAGGGCUGACGCGGUCCAGGUCGCAGGAGUCUCUGGCCUCGGCGAGAGCCGGCUGCGAUGAAGACCCGCCGGAGUUGGACUGCUGCCGGGAGAGCGCUGAGGGGCCGUCGCGGAUUCAUUUCAGCGCACGGUCUGGCAAAAAGGAGAAAAUAUGUUUCAGGAUGUCUGGUGGAGCAAGUAAGGCAAAAGGGAAGGAGACGCAGGGCGCUUUACAGAGAGGAGAGGACUCCCAACUUCAGAAGAGCCAAGUCCACUGGGAGCAGCUGGAGGCGACCAAAGCCAUAUUUGAUCUUCUGAAAGAAAUAUCUGGCAACUCGAUCCUCAUAAAUAUAUUUGAUGCCAUUUUGAAGCCUGUGAUGCCCAUCUUGAAAAAAAAGGUGAACUCUUUCCUCAACAAAAUGAACCCGACAGAGGUGCAGAUGGCUGCGUACAUCGACACUAUGCGAAGCAAACUGUGGCCUGAGUUUCAGCCGCCGGCGCCUCCUUCUCCCCGCACCGACGAAGACAAGGACGAGACCAGGGACCGUGCGCACUGCCUGAUCAACGCCAAAUAUUCAAAUUACCUCGUCUUAAAGAAGACUGACAUGGAGUCAGUUUUUAAUCUUUUCCAGGACUGCAAAGAAAACAAAACACUGGUCUAUAUUCUCCUGUCAUUCCUGGUAAGAGAGUUUUUCCCCAACGAGCAGUCUUUGAGCGUGAGCGCUGCUGCCCUGCAGAAAGUGACCAACUCCAACUGAUCUGUGAACCCUUCAGUGUGUUUUUAACAGGACUCUGCAACGUUUUUUUUUUAGAAUUCUCUUCAAAGGUUUAUUUAUUAAUCAUGUUAUAUUGCCUUAAAACAUUUUUGACCACUUUUGUAUCAAUGUCAAAGGCACUUCAGUCGUUUUUACCUCAAACACACUGUGAAUGUUUCUUCUGUACUUUGUGAUUUUUUAAAUGGCUUUUUUUGUGAAAUCAGGCAUGUUCUUCGUGGGAGCUAGUUUUUGAUAUUGUACUUUGUACUGUUGAUGAGGACAAAUAAAACUCCAUUUUCUUAUAAUUCACACUUCACAUUUUAUUGGAAAUGAGCUAAACCUUUCUGAAAUACUAUGUCACUUUGAGCACUUUUGUACGGUGAGUGUUUGUACGCUGGUUCUUUUGACCUCCACUUUCAUGAAUAUCGAAUGUCUGACCGUUUUUAAUGGCAUACGUCUGGCUGAAUGUGGGCAGCACCACUGCUGAAGCAAACUUGAAAUAUUGUUAAAGCACCAAACCUGAAUUGAUUCCAAAUAAAAUGUUUUAAAGAAGGAUUUU
This is a messenger RNA of Salarias fasciatus (jewelled blenny), 3281 nucleotides long. RefSeq lists its product as uncharacterized. Gene Ontology annotation, cellular component: endosome. The coding region runs from base 119 to 2725 and encodes 868 amino acids. The record is from RefSeq and is a predicted model, not a curated record. Lineage: Eukaryota; Metazoa; Chordata; Actinopteri; Blenniiformes; Blenniidae. The transcript has 16 exons. Gene Ontology annotation, molecular function: phosphatidylinositol binding.